AUGUCUGCCACCAUCAGGACUAUCACCACUGCGUUUCCUUCCAAGGCUGGACGCUAUUACAGCACCGAAACCUAUCUUUUGCCUUCUGACGAGGUCGAGAAAGCCAGGCUUCAAGCUCAGCAUGUAGUUUACAAACACUACUUCGGCUCUGAGCUUAUCCCUGAGGACCUUGAGCUGACAGAAGGGGAUCGAAUCCUCGAUGCCGGUACCGGCUCAGGUUCAUGGGCAUCUGAUGUGGCACAAUCUGUUCCUGAAGGUGUGCGAGUGGUUGGCAUCGACAUCGAGCGCGAGUUGCUCCCCUCCGCGGGGCACAAUACAGAAUUCCUCGUCCAGUCCAGUCUUGAUCUGCCCGAGGAAUGGACGGGAAAGUUCGUCUUCAUCUUCCAACGCCUCAUGGUUCUGGCUUUCACGGAGGAUGCUUGGAAGAAGACAAUCGCUGGAUUCUAUCGCGCAUUGAGGCCAGGAGGUCGUGUCCAGCUUGUGGAAGUCGAUCUUCUGAGAGUUCUCUAUCCCGAGGUGAUAACACCACCGUACACGGCACGUUGGCUUGAAGGAGUUCGCCAGUUGUGUGGCCUGCGGGGAGUCAAGCCCCAAGCCAUCGUGCAAAUCCCAGAGCUUCUGAAAGAGGCUGGAUUCGUCGACAUUCAGAUCAAAAUCAGUCCGAGAUACACGAAAGGAGAUACUGGCAAGGCCACGAGAGAUACGGCGAUUGGCUCGCAACGAGGCCUGAAAGGCCCUUUUUUGAAGGCCGGAGGUUUCGGAAUUGGACGGACCGACGCGGAGUUUGACGCGUAUCUGGAUAAGGUUGAGGAAGAAUGGGCAACGACUGACUUUGCAUGGAUGUGGACACGUUGGACGGGAAGAAAGCCGAUUCAGAGAUAG
Messenger RNA from Dacryopinax primogenitus, 882 nucleotides. Its product is annotated as S-adenosyl-L-methionine-dependent methyltransferase. The transcript has 4 exons. The record is from RefSeq and is a predicted model, not a curated record. The coding region runs from base 1 to 882 and encodes 293 amino acids. NCBI's taxonomy places the organism in Eukaryota, Fungi, Basidiomycota, Dacrymycetes, Dacrymycetales, Dacrymycetaceae.